GCUCAGCCCGGCGGGCCGGGCGGCCCCGGCCGCGGCCUCUUCGCGGCCUACCUGGCCAGCGGCCUGGAGGUCAUCCGGGAGUUCACGAUCCGAGUGCAGGGCCUCACCCAGGCGGCGCAGCCGCUGGGCCCCGGCGCGCUGAGCCCCGGGCAGGUGGCAGAGCUCGCCGGGCGCCUCGCCGAGCUCCUGCCGCUCUUCCGGGUGUCCGUGGCCGGGCUCACGGGGAGCUUUGGAGAGCUCAAGGCCGUCCGCGUGCAGCUGGCGAUGGCUGAGGCGGCCCUGGAGAUGCUCGUAGGCUGCGACCGCUGCCGCAGCGAGCCGAUUUUGCUCCGGAGGCAUCGCAUUGGCCGCGUCCUGUACUUCACGCUCUCGUCGACCAUCUCGGCGUGGGGGCACGUAGUCAGCUACAGCGCUGGGGUCAGCGCGUGUGAGAAGGGCCAACAGUGGCAGCGGGCCCUGGCGCUGCUUAGCGAGAUGUGGGAGGCAAAGCUGGAGCCCGACGUCUCAGCUACAACGCUGUGA
Messenger RNA from Prorocentrum cordatum, 522 nucleotides. The record is from the annotation of a GenBank genome assembly. NCBI's taxonomy places the organism in Eukaryota, Dinophyceae, Prorocentrales, Prorocentraceae.